Messenger RNA from Morone saxatilis (striped sea-bass), 4134 nucleotides. It is a transcript of the gene fgf6a, whose product is annotated as fibroblast growth factor 6a. The record is from RefSeq and is a predicted model, not a curated record. Lineage: Eukaryota; Metazoa; Chordata; Actinopteri; Moronidae. Gene Ontology annotation, molecular function: fibroblast growth factor receptor binding; growth factor activity. Gene Ontology annotation, biological process: positive regulation of protein phosphorylation; regulation of cell migration; fibroblast growth factor receptor signaling pathway. Gene Ontology annotation, cellular component: cytoplasm.
GACAGUCUUCCAUGACGAGUGCAAGUUCAAGGAGAGCUUGCUCCCGAACAACUACAACGCCUACGAGUCUCUGGUUUACAGGGGCUCCUACAUAGCACUCAGCAAGCAUGGCCGCGUGAAGAGGGGCAACAAGGCCACCACUGCCAUGACUGUAACGCACUUCCUACCCCGAAUAUGAUGAGCAAAAACUGGCAAUAACAAACUUAUUUGCACAUGUGGAUUAUUUCCCAGGUAACAUAAAAUACUGUAUACGUACGUACAAACACAAAAGACAAAAUGGACUGUAAAAGAAAGAAAUACCACUAUAUCUGAUAGUAUUUAUUCAAACUUUAUAUGUAUAUUUCGGUAGCUUACUUUGUAUUAGAAAUGAUGCCAUUCUUUGCUGCUUUUAUGAUUUUCAUCAUUUUGUGAUAUGACGGGGAUGAGAGGUGUCAUUUAUCCCCUCAGUUUCUAUGGGUGCUUGCUGGAAUUGGUUGAGUCCUUGUCCCGUCAGUGGAUGACAGUUCAUCCUUUUUGGAAAUGAAAUGGAUACGUUAUUACCUCAAAGCACCAUAUCCUGGGAAGAAGAAGAGGAAGAAGAAAAAGAGAAGAUGUGUGCAUGAAAUUUCUACAGAGAAGAAUGCCUGUUUACUUCAAAUGUUUUUGUUGUCAUCCAUCGAGGACUCGGACGUUUCCCAUCCUCCAUGUUCGAUUGUCCCUGUCGCUGUCAGGGCAACUAGAGCACUUGCAAACAUGGCGGUGGUUUUUCUUGCUUCGUCAUGAGGUGGCGGUGCCUUGAAUUCCUACUUGCAGCCCCCUUACCCCUAGCAUGCGAGAAACGUGGUGCUCAAGUCAGAAAUAGGAAUGAAACGCAAGUCAUCACUCCCUCAGACACCACCGGGGGGCUUUAGCUCAAUUCCUAGAGGGCCAGAGGUUCCUCCACUUUAUUUUCUUUCCAUAAUUAGAUCAAUUAAGUAAUUGAGACUCUAUGCUGCACAGGACCCAGUGGAGCCUCUUGUUAAUAUGGAAAGCUAGAUUUAGAGUCAGCACUCACCCCCCCACCCCAUCAUGUCCAAGGGAGCUUUGACAAUCCCAGGUUUUACUUUCACAAAUUUUGUAGCCGGAUCAUGAGGCCAGACUGAGUGUAUGAGUGUGUGCUAUAUGUGUGGACAUGCAUUUAUUUUAAGGAUGUAUGUAGAACUGCUCUGUUUGAGAGCUGCUUCAUUUGAAAGGUUUUUUUUUCUUCCUCAUUGUGGGAGGCCAAGGACGGCGUCUGUGUAACAGAAUAUCAUAGACCUGACACUAUGAAGCAAAAUGUCCUCCAUUUCUGUCUGCUGUAUAUUUCACUCCACUUCAGACUGAGUUGGUGCAAUCUGUUGCAGCUUCUCUGUGGUCUUGGUACUUUGUUGUUGAUGACUCAAACUAAUUUAUUCGAUUUUGUUUUUUGGAAAAUUUUGAGUUUGUAGUAAAAGUGGCGAUGGGAGCUGUUUGACUUUCACACUGGUUUUGAUGAUGUUUGGCACUUAAAGUAUCGCGUUUAUGCAGAGAUGGGUCACUGAGGUCACUGUAAAUCUGAUGGUCUGCUGCAUUAAUAUAAAAUACUCCGGGUGGGUUUAGAGAGAACUGGAAAUGGAAUACUUCAGGUAACUCAGUCGGUCUGACAUUUAGAAGGUGUGGAUUGCGCUUAAUCAUCCCGGAUUUUGAAGCUAUGUAUGCAUUAUUCAGCUCGCUCAGUCACAGUGUGGCUUCUUGUGAGAAAAGAACUAUGAGCAAUGUUUCAUAAAACAGUGAACCAAAGGGGUUGUAAUAAUAACGAUGUUCAUUCAGGCUUUGUGCGUGCAGCAUACCGUACUUGAAUUCAACAACUCCUCGCGCUCCUCUUACAGAUAGUUUUCCAUUGUGGAGACGAGGGGUGGGGGUGGGGGGGGACAAAGGAUAAGCAAAGUUGAAGAUAGCAAUGAUGUACAGAGGACUUAUAUGGGACUCUGCAUGAGGCACUGGUUGUUUGUUUAACUUGGCGAGGAUGUGGAUAAUGUGGGGUAAAAUACCUAAGCAUGAGACUAGUGGGCCCCUCGUCGGUUGGUGUCAGACUGGACGGUCAAUGCAGGGCCCUGGGAUUCCUGUCCCGCUCAUCUGAGCCAUUUUUGUACCAAGGUCGAAGAUGUGGGCUUUCUGUACUUUGCAUUACUGAUGUAGGCGUGUUUUUCUGCUCCAUCUCAAUGGCUUCUACCUUGUUGUUUUACGGAGCUCUGCACCUGUUUGGCUAUUUCUUCAUCAAGACAAAAGUGGCUGUCUUGUGAUGUGCAAUGAAAUUCUUGUACUAUUCAAUGUUUAAAUUAGGUGCAACUGAGCUCAAUUUCUGAGUCUUUGAUUUUAAAUUAAGUUAUUAUACUUGACCUGCAAUACUCUGUAAGUAGCAAACCACCAGUCAGGCCAGUUAGAAAAGUAGCAAGGCUCUUAUAUAUAUAUAUGUAUGUGUUAUCAUAUUUUACCUCAUGCCUGUUUUAACAUUACUGUAACACACUGACGAAAUGUCUGCGAGCGAAGGUUUGCGUGCCCUUUAAGCUCCAGCUUAUGUGUAGUAGCAGAGACUAAUGUGCAGUGUCUGUUCAGAAUGAAUGUGUCUUAGCGUGUGUGUGUGUGUGUGUGCAUGUGUGCAUGCGUCCAACUGAGCGCGCUCCUGUCAUGUUCUGUUUCUGCCAAAGCGACAGUAGAGAUGGUAUCAGAUCAAUUUACCUUGAGUCAGGAAUAACAGGGCAUUGUCUGACUGUGCAAGCUGAUGUACUGUACUCUCCUCGCGGGGGAGGAUAAAGACAAGAGGAACAGAGAAAGGCAACACGGAGGAUAGUGAGGGGAUGUCUGUGAGAUGAAAGCACUGACUGCUGUUUGAGGUGGUAGCUAUGUAGCAAAAGGCCACUUAAAAAGAAUCUAAUGCUUCCAGGAAAAGGGACACUUGAGUUAAACAGGUUGUCUGAUGGACUGAAUACUGUGAUCCAAGAGAGCAACUUGACACUCCCAGGAUGUCAUGUUUAAUGUUUUUGAAUACUGACACCAUUGAUAAUUGUGUUUGGGGGGGGGGGAUUUGCCUUGAGCAUCGUACUACUCAUUCAGCCUAUAUCACGUAACUGUGAUCAGAACAUGAUCACUCGUAGCUUUGUCGGGACUGAUUUUGUGGCAGCGAGAAGUUGGUUGGAGAGGUGUUUUGGCUAAUUUGUCAAAAUAUAUAAAGAGGUGCACAUUUUUGUUUUAUGGAGUGCAAUUUACUGAGCAGGGGUAGAUGUUGUUUUCAUUUGCUAGGUUUUCAUCAAAACAAGCUUACAUGCAAGAUCUAAAGUACUUGUUUUUGAUGUCAACGUUGUGUUAAUUACUGUACGUCAUUUCUGAUUUAUUAUGUCAUGUUUUUUCGGAGGACAGUCAGCCCAACAAGCGAUGAGUUGAAUGGCAGAAUGGGAAUAGUAAGGGACACCUGAUGAGUUGAUAUUGUUUACACCUAAUGCAACUUGGUGUCAGAUUUUCAAAGCUAGCGGAUUGAAAGAGUAAAGGAAAAAUAAGUUCUACAACUUUUGCAUGAUAGUAACCGAGAGAAGGUAGUUAAUGGUAAGAAGCAUAUCACCUUUCAACAUUAACUUUUACUUCUGAAUUUUCCUUUAUUAUGCAUAUGGAGUCCUGACUGGACAAGGUACGCGUUAACCCCAUUUGAUUAAGGAUCCAGUGUCUGGAUCUUUGCCAUUGUGCUUAUCAUACCUGUUCAGCUGGUUUUAAAAUGUGUUGGUUCACAGGGAACUGAGGUCUGUGGAGGGAUCUGGGAUCAGACUUGUGUGUGUGCGUGUGAGUGCGUGUGUGUCCCUGUGUGCCGGCAGCCUUUGUGUUUCUCUCUCAGUUUUCUAUUCCUGCACUGAGGGGAGAGUGCUUCCUCUGAGUCCCCCUCCUCUUUUUUAACAUAUACCUCACCUUCUGCCUUAGUUCCGAUUAUUGAAAUGAUUGUAAAUUAGUUUGAAACAACAGACUUCUCCAAUCAUUUGUUUCUGAAAAAUAUGAUGAUGAGUAAGUAAAAUACUAUAUUACAAAUGGUUUUCCUUUUAUUUUUGUACGUAUGUGCUGUGCACAGCAGUCAACUGUAUUCCUGAGAUGAUAAUAAAAAGACAUUUUGUAAAA